Molecule: messenger RNA, 1555 nt
Organism: Elaeis guineensis (African oil palm)
Lineage: Eukaryota; Viridiplantae; Streptophyta; Magnoliopsida; Arecales; Arecaceae
Product: phosphoglycolate phosphatase 2
Cellular component (GO): cytoplasm
Molecular function (GO): phosphatase activity
Source: RefSeq, a predicted model, not a curated record
CGCGGUUCGAAUGUAAUAUGUAAAUGUGGCAGGCAGCGAUAUUUCGUCAUCCUAAGUCGCCCAGACGCCGUGGCUGGUCGGCCUACGGCUCUCUUCCUCCCAUUCUUUCUCAUGGCGGCCGGAGAAGCGCAAGAGGGGUCCGAGGAACGAAGAGAAGGAGAAGCGCUGAUGGCUCAUAGGGUCAGACCCCUCUCACCUCAGACCGCGAGAUCUCUCGUCGAAUCCAUCGACGCCUUCCUCUUCGACUGCGACGGAGUCAUCUGGAAGGGCGAUAAGCUUAUCGAAGGAGUUCCUCAGGCGUUGCAAGCUCUCCGCUCCAUGGGGAAGAAGCUGGUUUUUGUGACGAACAACUCGAGGAAGUCGAGGAAGCAGUAUGCCAAGAAGUUCGCUGCUCUCGGGCUUGAUGUUAGCGAGGAUGAGAUCUUCUCGUCGUCAUUUGCAGCAGCGAUGUUUUUGAAGCUGAAAAACUUUCCUAAAGAUAAAAAGGUUUAUGUUGUCGGUGAGGAAGGCAUAUUGGAAGAACUUGAACUAGCUGGUUUUACAUGCUUAGGUGGUCCUGGAGAUGGCAAGAAGAGCUUGCAGCUAAAGUCAGACUUGUGGUUUGAACAUGACAAAAACGUUGGAGCUGUUAUUGUUGGACUUGAUCAGUACAUCAACUUUUACAAACUCCAGUAUGCAACUCUGUGUAUUCGUGAGAACCCUGGGUGCCUUUUCAUUGCCACCAACCGUGAUGCUGUUGGUCACUUUACGGACUUGCAAGAAUGGCCGGGUGCAGGAUGCAUGGUUGCUGCAAUAUGUGGAUCAACCCAGCGAGAACCUAUUGUUGUUGGGAAGCCAUCAACCUUCGUGAUGGAUUUUCUGUUAGAGAGGUUCCAAAUUGAUACUUCUAAAAUGUGCAUGGUUGGUGACAGAUUGGACACUGAUAUACUUUUUGGGCAAAAUGCUGGCUGCAAGACCCUUCUUGUUCUCUCAGGUGUGACUACUUUAUCAGAACUUCAGAGUCCUUCAAAUAGCAUCCACCCAGAUUAUUAUGCGAGAAGUGUAUCUGAUGUUAUCGAGUUACUACGAACUUGAUGUUCUUUAUAAUGGAUUCAGUGCGACUAUUCAUCAAAAGAUUUCAUAGCUCAUUUCCUGAAAUAAAAGCUGCAUGAUGUAGCUGUUGCUGAAUUUUAGAUAUGUCAAAUGUAAUUCUUACAAAUUUUGUUUGUCUUAUUGUUAACAUGAAGUGAUCAAAUCCUUAUUACAGAGUGUUAACUGUCCUCUUAAUUUCAGAGGUUUUCUGAGAUGUGAAAGGGAAUAUCCAUGCUGCUGGGAGCCUGGGACUCGCUAAUGCUACCAUGCAGAUCUGACACGUUAACAGGUCCUUAUUGUAAUGCAUCUACAGAAGAAAGUAUAGUACAAUUUAUUUAUUAUAAUAUGCCUUUUUGAUACAAUCAAGCAGUAUGGAAAUGAUGACCUCUACCAAGCCAUGACAUCAUCACAAUACUCUGAGGUUGGUCAUGUAUGUUUCACUGCCAACAUUUGAAAUAUAUAUGAUACUUUUUUAUUGGAAAAA